Schistosoma turkestanicum is the source of this 654-nucleotide messenger RNA. Lineage: Eukaryota; Metazoa; Platyhelminthes; Trematoda; Strigeidida; Schistosomatidae. The record is from the annotation of a GenBank genome assembly.
AUGAAAGGCAGAUUAAAAGUUGUCACAUUCACUUUUGACCGAAUGUUUGUACCUUAUAAAGCAGAUUCCUUUUUUACAAGGUUUUUCAACUCGAUUUCUGUACAAAAUGCCCUAAAUAUUCCACCUACCAAAAUUUCUGUCAAAAUUAGCUAUGUAAGAUGUACGCUGACCAAUAUGGAUGUUUUUCAAAAGCUUUCAAAUGUAAGGCAUGAGUGCGGAACCAUCAAGAAGCGGCUAGAUGAUGUUUUUGAAACGAUCCUUAUUUCAGAUAAAUUAAGAGAGUGUUUAUUACUUGCAGAUUCUGACUCGUAUUCGAUUUUUACUGAAAAAGAGAGGGAAGAGUUCCUCUUUCGCCUGUUGAAACAUAUUUGUAUAGGAGGCGAACUAUGUCAGCAAGAAGAUGAGAUUAAACCAUACACUGAUACUGUCCGCAAAAUCUAUCAUGAUUUGAUAUGUGUCCAGAGGAAUCCUGAUUCAAAAGCAAUCGAAAUCGUUUCCCAUGUUUACGAAGUCCGAGCGUAUGAUGAUCGAAAUAACUUGGUGUUUCCCUCAAAUGAAGAGCAUUUAAACACAUUCUCUUAUGCAAUUGUGGAUCCUUCGAAAAAAAAUAUUAUCAUAUUUUAUCACGUUUUUGGUUGCGGAGAAUUUUCAUAA